AUGGACUACUGGAGUGCCUUGGAGGUGUAUAAGGAGAUGGUGCUGCUGUAUUUGGAGGAGGGCCGGCAGCAGGUGAACUCGCGCUGCGCCCAUCUGGAGCCGUGGCAGAUCAUCGGAGUGACAGUGAUCACCACAGUGGGAGCACUAUGGGUCAAAGGCUUCCUCUUCCAGCAAGAAAGUCUGACAUCACGAAUCAAGAAGCAGUGCUUUAGACUCAUCAGAAAAAUACCCUUCGUUGGCGGGGCAAUCCAGAGCCAGCUGAACAAGGCUUUGGAUGACAUGUCUGCUAGUCUAUUUACCCUCAAGGAGGGGAUGAGCUACACCACAGAGCUUCCCUCCAAAGGUCUCUCUCAGGCCAAAGUAAUGGAGAAAAUCAAGGAGUACGACACCCUGAAUGAGGUGAAGUGGGAUAAGGGAUUGGUUUCUGGGGCAGUGUACUGGGGUGAUGAGUCACUGACCAACCUCCUAGUGAAGGUAUAUGGGGAUUUUGCAUGGAGCAAUCCACUCCACCCAGACAUUUUUCCUGGCGUACGGAAGAUGGAAGCAGAGGUUGUCAGAAUGGCUUGCACACUCUUCCAUGGUGGGCCUAACUCCUGUGGCACAGUCACUUCAGGAGGAACCGAGAGCAUACUGAUGGCCUGCAAAGCAUACAGAGACAUCGCAUACGAGCGAGGCGUCAAACACCCUGAAAUCCUUGCACCUGUGAGCGUCCACGCAGCUUUUGACAAAGCGGCACAUUAUUUCGGGAUGAAGCUGGUUCACAUUCCUCUCGACAAUAAAACUAUGAAAGUGGAUGUGAAGGCCAUGAGGAGAGCCAUCAGCAAGAACACAGCCAUGCUUGUCUGCUCAGCUCCCCAGUUUCCUCAUGGAAUCAUAGAUCCCAUUGAGGAAGUAGCCAAGCUGGCUGUACGCUACAACAUCCCGAUGCAUGUGGAUGCCUGUCUGGGUGGUUUUCUUAUUGUGUUCAUGGCCAAGGCUGGUUACCCACUCGCCCCAUUUGACUUCAGGGUAAAAGGUGUUACCAGCAUCUCUGCAGACACACACAAGUAUGGCUACGCCCCGAAAGGUUCCUCAGUGAUCCUCUACAGCGAUAAAAAGUACCGUCAGUACCAAUACUUUGUAGCUGCUGACUGGCAAGGGGGGAUCUAUGCCUCACCCUCUAUAGCGGGCUCCAGGCCAGGAGGAAUCAUCGCCGCCUGCUGGGCGACCAUGAUGUAUAUGGGAGAGAACGGCUACGUAGACGCCACCAAGAAGAUCGUCAGCACAGCUCACAAGAUCAAAACAGAAAUCCGCAAGAUAAAAGGGGUGUUUGUGUUUGGGGAUCCGGAGGUGUCGGUGGUGGCCAUCGGCUCGGAUGAUUUUGAUAUUUUCCGUCUGUCUAACGCACUGACGUCAAAGGGCUGGAAUCUGAACACAUUGCAGUACCCGUCCAGCAUCCACCUUUGCUGCACAGUUUUGCACACGCAGCCAGGGGUCGCUGAUCACUUUAUUCGUGAUGUCAAAGAGCAGGUCGCCAUCAUCAUGAAGAACCCCAAAGAGAAAACUACAGGAAUGGGAGCGAUCUACGGCAUGGCCCAGGCCAUCCCAGAUAGAUCCCUGGUGACAGAGAUCUCCCGAGGUUUCUUGGACUGUCUCUACAGCACUGAGGUGACCAAGUCAAACAUCAGCCACAUGAAUGGCAACGGCAAAGCCCACUGAAAAGGGAUUGGUCCCUCCUGGCCCGACAACACUGCAUGCAGGGAAACGCUCUCGCCUCCUCCCAGAGCUCUGAUUUUUAAAUCGUUCAACGGUUGCCUUAUCUUGCAUACCUGCACCAUAUAUAUAUUUAAACAAACAUCUGCAGCAAUCUUUGAAGCACAAGCCAUUGUCAUUCUAAUCAGCCUAGAGGGAAAUUCCUUAUAACACUGCGCCUAAAUGGUACAGAGAAGACAUGACUGGGUCCAAACGAGUUUUAACCUCUGAUUUGAUUUUAAAUUAUGUUGAGGAAAUGUGUUUGUUUUUUUCUGUUUUACAUUUCAUUUCAAUUUUAGCUUUCAUUUAAUACACGUCUGUCAUGAUAUCUACUGAUUGCAUAAUAAAACCUUUCAGUUUUUUUAAUACUAGAACAUUUCAAUGCCGUCACCGCUUCACUUCACUGUCCACGACGACUUUGCAAAAACAAACCACUCGAAAGCUCAAAAUGUGCUAGAAUCGCUGCGCUGCCUGUAGCUUACAAACUGAUGCACUGCUCUGAACUGGCUGUACAUACCUGUGUAUUAUCAUCAAAAGGGCGGUUUAAUGUAAAAGCAUUGCAGUGCCCUAAAAACUACAUAUCAGGUUAAUAUGUACAUCACUUGAAACCAGAAUUUAUCUGCAAACCUGAACAUGUAUGUCCUUGUUUUGUUAGCACUCAUUUACCUUCAUUUGUGGUUCAUCUACUGUGGUUGGUAUUAUAGACGGUGGGAAUGGGAGUUUUUAAUGUUAUUAAUAUCCACUAAAACUCUUAAUUUUAAUAAGAGAGAACAGGGGCAUUAAUAUUUUGAAAGAGGCUAGUGAUAUCCAAAUCUCUCCAGCUACUUAUCAGUUACUUAUCAAGUAGCAGAAACUCAAUUAUUCCUCUGUAUUCUGCAAAGUCACCUGUGUGUCACCUCGUUGUAAUAAUUUGUGUCCUAAUUCAAUCUACCUCAGUUUCCACUAAAUGCAAACGUCAUUAUUUCAUCCGGUGAAAUCCAUUCAAACUGGGCGUCAGUUUUCCAUUUCUCACAUAACAAAAGCGUUACAGCAUUUGGGGCAUUUGACAGACUGCACUAAAGUGUUCGUAAAUACACUGAAAGGGAACAUCUCCGCUGUGACCGAUCCACAGAUGGAGAUUCUUUAAACUUGGGAGAAAUCAGCUGUUUGCCCUGACUGACUGUGGACAUGAUGUAUUCUAGUAAAUAUCUACUCAGCAGGAUAUGUUACUCAUAGAUUGAUAACUUAACAAUGCAUACUGUAACACCAAAAGGACCUUGCUCUCUGUUUCUCACAAGCUUUCAUCUAACAUUGCUGAAAAUUCCUUGAAUUUAGUUCAAUUUUGUGCAAUAUGUAACUUCUCCUUGAUGAAGUGUAACAAAUGGGAAGGCUCUACAUGUUUAGCAGAAACAUUGUAGUGAAUGACAACUUAUCAGCCUUGAUGAGUAAAUUUUAAGCAUUUGUGUGACCGCUCCUUUUUGCUUCAUUUUACUCUUUUUGUCAACGUUUGUGUUUUAACUGUUUUUAUUUACUGGGAGCUUUUUGAAGAGAUUUGGCAUGAAUGUAAUUAGUCUCACAUGUGCAAGAAUUUCCCAUCUUGUAGCCAGUGCCUGGUUUAAAGACUGAUUAAACAAUCCAGCUAACAAUUAAAGUUCAUACCAUCGUGUGUCCAUGCUUUCAUCCUGAAAUACUGUGGUCAGUAAUAAGGUGCGGAAAGCCAUGCUGAUACAAAAAAUUAAAAAGGACUAAUCCUGUUGCAUUGAAGAAAUACUACAAACUGAUGAUUGAAUGUUCAAGAACUCUGUGUAAGUUGUUUUAGGCAGUAGCUGGCACAGAUAACCCUGUAACAGAUUCUCUGAAGGUCUGCGCAGUAAAUCUUCACUGGCAGUGACAUUAUGUAGCAAUGAUGUGUUUGACCUCGUGCUGACAUUGCAGUCUUUCCAACAACGGGGAUUGGGCUUAGCUGACUGUAGCAGAUGGCUCUACAGUGAUGUUUUCAAUAAAAUGGAUUCAAAUCA
Neolamprologus brichardi is the source of this 3728-nucleotide messenger RNA. RefSeq names its product sphingosine-1-phosphate lyase 1 (gene sgpl1). Gene Ontology annotation, molecular function: pyridoxal phosphate binding; sphinganine-1-phosphate aldolase activity. Lineage: Eukaryota; Metazoa; Chordata; Actinopteri; Cichliformes; Cichlidae. The record is from RefSeq and is a predicted model, not a curated record. Gene Ontology annotation, biological process: sphingolipid catabolic process; carboxylic acid metabolic process. Gene Ontology annotation, cellular component: endoplasmic reticulum.